CCUGUAUGGAAGCCCGUGCGAGGCUGUCCCGGAGACCCCGCGCUGCCUGCACCUCUCGUCUUGGUUGACAUGGACGAUGAAGAUGGCAGGUGCCUGCUAGAUGUCAUUUGUGACCCAGAAGCGCUAAACGAUUUUCUUCAUGGAUUAGACACCCAUCUGGACAAUGACGACCUAUUGGAUGGCUCGAGCGAUCCCUCCAGCUCUUUCUUCUCUGGUGCUGGGUGCCACAUUCCAGAGGUCCUGCCCCCAGUCCAGCUGCCGUCCAAUGAGCAGCCAGUCUUGCCCCGGGUCAGUGUGGACCUGGACUUCCUGGAAGAUGAUGUCAUCCUGGGCGGGUCGCCGGGCGGUAGCGGUAGCAACACCAUGGAGCCAUGUGACAUCCUGCAGCAGAGCCUGGCGGAGGCUAACAUUACAGAGCAGAGCCUGCAGGAGGCUGAGGCAGAGCUGGACCUGGGCUCCUUCGACCUCACCAUGCCAGGCCUGACUCAGGUGGUCCAGACCCUGCCCUGUACAGACAGCCUGACUGGGCCUGGAGGGACCGCUGUGGGGGUGGGGCUCCCCAUCUUCCAUGGAGCUCCAGACUCCUCUGCCACCCCUCCCCAGGCCACAGCUGACAUGCUGGGCUCGGUGCUGGCCCAACAGGGCCUGGAGUUUGGGCCCCAGGUCAUGAACAAGGCCCAGACCAUCAGUAUGCAGCCGUUCAUGCAGCAGGUGGCAGGCCUGGGUAACGUCACCCUUCAGCCAAUCACCUCCCUCCAGGCUCUACCAAACGGCUGUCAGUCAGGACACCUGGGACUGGGACAGAUACAGGUGAUGGGCCAGCCCACUGUGAUGACUAUGAACCAAUCAGGACAGCCCAUCCUGGCCAAGGGUAUGGGAGGAUACCAGCUGCACCAGCCUGGCCCCGAGGCACAGGGGGCAGGUGGGCAGGGCGGACUGGGAGGGGGACUUCUGAUCCAAGGGGGCAAAGCUACUCUGGGAUCUCCAGUUUUAAACGGCCCGGCGUUGUGCACUAACAGUAACAGUAGCACCAUCGCUGCUGCUGGAAGCAUGGGUCAACAGAACCAUCCCCAAGGACAGGUCAUGCAGAACCUGAUCAUCCAGCGAACCCCGACCCCCAUCCAGCCCAAACCCCCUCAGGGGGGCGCAGCCAUCCAGCCCAAACUGUUCAAACAGCAGCAGACCCACACCCUCCAGAACGAUGGCAACAAGGCUCUUGGAGGUCAGGUCCCUGUCUCCGCUGCCCAGAAUGUAGCCUUCCUGACAGGCAAGCCUGGCUCUAACGUGGUCCUGACCUCUCAGGCAGGGGUUUCCCAGCAGGCACUGUUCAAACAGCAGACAGCUCACCACCCCUCUGGGAAAGCGCUCAGUGUCCAUCUGCUCAACCAGCCCGGCAGCAUCAUGCUGGGGGGGCAGAACCACCAGUUCCUCUUGCCGCAGCAGCUAGCCGGGGGUCAGAUCCUCACGCAGCACCCUGGGGGCCACAUCAUCACCUCCCGGGGGCCUGGGGGCCAGCUGAUAGCCAACCAGAUCCUGGCUCAGCACCAGAACAUCAACCUGGGCCAGGUGCUGACAUCUCAGGGCCACCCUCUGCUCCAGGGCCACAUCCAGCUGCAGCCGGGCCAGAUGGGGGUGGGACAUCAGCUCUUCCAGAUGCCUGUCACCCUCUCCCAGAGCCAGAGCCACCCAGUCACGGGCCACCAGGCCCACACAGUGAUGCAGGGCAUGCCCUUGCACAACUCCCUGACCAUGCUGAGCCAGGUAGAAGGGUUGAGUCCUGCUGUCAGCCUGCAGCCCGCUCUGCAGCCACAGCCAGGGGGCGUUCCCAGCAGCGGGGUGGGUGGGGCUGCUGCCAUUGCACAGGGCCAGCCUGGGGGGAGUGUGCCGAUGCUGGGGAGUUCUACAGACCAAGCAGCCCACCCUGGACAAGCCCCUCAGCCCUCCUCCAUCCUCUCUAUGCAAGCUGGGCCCUCUGUCUCCAUGGCCAUGUCUGUCCCCUCCUCCUCUCCGGCCUUAUCUGUGUCCACCACACUGGUCCCACACCUAGCCCAGCAGCACAGCCCUGGGAGCAGGGUGCUCUUCACAGGCCACCAGGGCUCCAGCAUGAUCCUCAGCCAGGAACAACUCCAGAUGUUCCUCCAGCAGGACCAGCGACAGACAGAGAAUGACCCCGUCCCCACUAUGUCAGUGGGCGUGCCAGCGUCCGUUAUCGUCAGCAGCAACAGCAGCUUUGGCCAAGCCUCCUCGGGCCAUGACAGCCAAUUAGCUGAGACAGCAGUGGUAAACCAGAUGCCCCAGGCGGGUGGCCAGCAGCAGCAACUGAAGCUCCAGAGCCUGUCCCCCUCCCAGCCCCUGGCCUCCCACACUGCCCUCCCUCUGUCGGACAGCCCCCAGCCCUCCCCUCUCCCCAUGCAUUCCCCCCAGUCCUGGCCACCUUCUCAACCCCAGACCCCCGCCCGAUCCUGUACCCCCUCCUCUCUUCCCCCAAUGUUCAUUAUCCAGAACCAGAUACCAGGCCCCUCCCAGCCUGCACUACUACAACAGCAGCAGCAACAACAGAUACACCUUCAGCCCCGGCCCCCCUCCCAGCCUGCCCCACAACAACAACAGAUACACCUUCAGCCCCGGCCCCCCUCCCAGCCUGCUCUCUACCAAUCGGAUGUCCCCCCUCCCUCUCGCUCCCCCAAACCCCCCCACAUCCUCCAGGCCCCUCUGGCAGGGCUCCAGUUCACUGCUAGCCAGGUGGGGGACCCCGGGGGUGAGGUGUUGAAGACCCAGGUCUUAACAGCAGAGCGGCAGCACCGUCUGCAGCUGAUUGGUGCUCAGCCCUCUCCACAACAGAAACACCAGAUCCAACAGAACAUUCUACUACAGGCCAAACGGCAGCAGCAAAGCCAGCCCCAAUCCCAACAACAUGGUGGUCAACAACAAGACGUGCCUGCUCCUCAGUCGUCUGUGCUGGUCAAGACUCCUGCCACAGCAUCCAAUGACGUGUUGUCAGGAGCUCAGGUGACACAGGGGGGCGUGGCUCAAGCUAACCUUAACCAGUCAGCACACCAGCCUGGUCAACAGUCAGUACACCAGGCUGUGCAGGUGGGGGGGUUGGAGUCAGGUCUGGGUCAGAUGACCUCUACACAGCAGACUUUCAGCCCUGGUCUGGCCUCUCUACAAACACAGACUGCUGCUAUGAAGAUGCCUUUCAGUAUGGCUAAACCCAGCAAGGAAGCCAGGAUGUUGGAGCAGCUGAGGAAGCAGCAGGGCUCAGUCCUCCACCCAGACUACAGCUCUUCCUUCCAGUGCUUUGAAGACACCCUGACCCGGCUGGUGCCUUACCACCUCUACCAGGGCACUGCCACCACACCACACGACUACCACAGAGGUACACACACCCUGACCCGGCUGGUGCCUUACCACCUCUACCAGGGCACUGCCACCACACCACACGACUACCACAGAGGUACACACACCCUGACCCGCCUGGUGCCUUACCACCUCUACCAGGGCACUGCCACCACACCACACGACUACCACAGAGGUACACACACCCUGACCCGGCUGGUGCCUUACCACCUCUACCAGGGCACUGCCACCACACCACACGACUACCACAGAGGUACACACACCCUGACCCGGCUGGUGCCUUACCACCUCUACCAGGGCACUGCCACCACACCACACGACUACCACAGAGGUACACACACCCUGACCCGGCUGGUGCCUUACCACCUCUACCAGGGCACUGCCACCACACCACACGACUACCACAGAGUGGAUGAUGAGUUUGAGAGGGUUUCCAGCCAGCUCCUGAAGAGAACGCAGGCUAUGCUGGAUAAAUACAGACACCUGCUUUUUGAGGAAUCAACGCGCCUUGGCCCGUCAGCUGAGAUGGUAAUGAUGGACAGGAUGUUUAUUCAAGAAGAGAAGAUCUCUCUGGGACAGGACCGCAUCCUCGCCAGAGACAGACCUGAGGAGUAUGUGGCCAACUCAAGGAUGAUGGAGAUUGAGAGUGGAGCUGCCAACAUGGCCCAGUCCAAGCCUCAGCUCCAGUCCCAGCCCCAGCCUCAGCCCCAUCCUGAGCCUCAGCUCCGGUCCCAGCUCCAUCCUCAGCCCCUGUCCCAGCCUCGUCCUCAGCCCCUGUCCCAGCCCCAUCCUCAGCCCCGGUCCCAGCCCCAUCCUCAGCCCCUGUCCCAGCCUCGUCCUCAGCCCCUGUCCCAGCCCCAUCCUCAGCCCCGGUCCCAGCCCCAUCCUGAGCCUCAGCCCCGGUCCCAGCCCCAUCCUGAGCCUCAGCCCCUGUCCCAGCCCCAUCCCCAGCUCCAGUCGGAGCCCCAUCCUGAGCCCCUGUCCCAGCCCCGUCCUCAGCCUCAGCCCAAGUGGUUUGAGCCCAGCACCGUAAGGAGUGGUGUUGCCCCUGCUCCAGCCCCAACACCGAUUCCGGCCCACUUCCCCUCCACCAAGCUGGUGAUAAAGCAGGGAGGAGCAGGGGCGUCUGUCUCCUGGUCCAGCUCCCCAGCUCCUGUGGCCAGGUCGGGGUCAGGGGUCAGACAGACAGCCGACACCCAGAGUCACAGCUCAUCCUUCAGCCGCGCUCCUCCACCUCCCUCCCGUCACUCACCCCACCACCCUUUCUCCUCCUCUCGUCCAGCUGAGGAUGGUGAUACUCUCCCCCGGAGGACCAGUAAACCCCCCAUGAAGACGUACGCCGCCCGCCCACGCAUCGGCUUGAAGCUCAAGAUCAAGCAGGAGGCGGGGUUUAGUAAGGUGGUGCAUAACACCGCCCUCGACCCGGUCCACACACCAUCCACACCCCACCCUAAGCCACAGCCACACCCUACCACCCAGCUCCACCCGGCGCCUACACUUCCUAGCACCCAGCUCCACCCGGCGCCUACACUCCCUACCACCCGGCCCCAACCGGCGCCGGCACUCCAUAAAGCCCAAACAGCAGCACUAGCCACGCCACCUUCUAUAACUGUCAUUAGGACUCCUCCCACUAGCUGUAACACAGCCUCCUCAGCAACGGUCUUCAUAGCAACCACAAAGGCGACCCCCAGCCCACAGAUAGUCACAGCGCCCGCAUCCUCCUUCACGGCUCAGAUGAACGGAGCGUUAGAACAUCACAAUGUGGGUGGAGUCAAGCGUAACCCCGCCUCCACGGCCACUUCCCCUCAGACCACCUGCCGCCUGCCUCUACGGAAGACUUACCGGGAGAACAUCAGCCCCCGCGUCCGACCGGGCGUACCGGGGGGAGGAGGAGACAGUGUCCCGUACCCCCGUCCCUCCCCCUCGCCCCCCAAUUCUCCCCCCCCACCCUCCUCACCCUCUCCCUCAGAGGGGACAGUGAUCGCCAGCUUGAAGCUGGAGAAGAGAGGAGGCAGCCCCAGGGAGGGGGGCUCCCACACAGAGCUCAGCCGGGAGGCCCUGAGGCUGGGGAACUCCUCCCCCUCCUCUCCUGGCCUAGUGCAGGGCAUCACAAACACCCAGCAGCAUCUCUCAGACAGAGAGGAGGAGGAGAGGGGGAGAGAAGGGGAUCAUUGGAACAGAGGGGCGGACAUGGGGAGGUAUAAGAGGGUGAGCAGUAAAAACCACCAGAGGUCAGGUGGCGGCGGGGGGGGUGAUACGUUCAGAAUGGACCAGCAUGCCCCUGGGCCCCCUUCCUCGCCGCCAGACACUUUUUGUUACAGAGACUCAUCACUUCCUGCAAAGCGCUGUAAGUCAGACUCUCCUGUCAUGGACAACGCCUCCUUCUCCUCCGGUUCCCCGCCACACGAUGAGUCUCUUAACGAGCACCUGCAGUGUGCCAUCGACACCAUCCUCAACUUGCAGGGCCAGGCCCAGGGUCCCACGCCGCGCGGGGCCAAAGGGGGCUCCGGCAGGCCACACCACCACCACAGCCAGCGACCCGCGGCCCCCCAGCCCUCCUCACACACAUACAGACCCUCAGUCUCCUCUUCAUCUUCGUCCUCUCUGGCCCAUCACUCUCAGGUUGGAGGCAGAGGACUCGUGCCACAGACUCACAGCAGAUAACACACACAACAGUUGGGACUGAAGAGAGAGGAUUAACUCUCUCACUGCUCUGACAAGCUCGGUUGGCCUUGUUUGUCCAUCUGAAUGUUGUUUACUUUACAAUGCUCACAGUCACUGGAUGGAUGGUGAUGACUUUCUCUGUAAAAAGGUAUGCUUUACUCUGUGGCAGUACCCUCUGCUCUCUCAACUACGCUCAAUCAUCAAUUUGAUUAAUUUGUCUCCAGUUUUUUUGUAUUAUUGAAGGUUUUCCUUUUUCAUUCCCGCUGUAUUCCAUUCUUUAGUCAUCAUGUUAUAGCUGCUGCCCGCCUGUCUGUAUAACCAAUAAGACCUGGGUCGUGUUCAGUAGGUAUAAAACAGGAGAAAACUACAGGAACUUGUCCAAUAAUAAGAGAUUUGUUUUUCUGUGACUAAAUGUUUUGCUACGGUUUGCUCUACUGAACAUAAUCAAGGCAAGACUGCAUAGAGCUCCCUAAAGCCUCUCUUCAGUAGGUAAACCACAGAGGAGAGGCUUGUGUUAGCUAUCUCAUCAUCAUUACAGCUCUACGUCUCUUUUUCCAUAUUCUGACUUCUAUCAUCACCACAAAUACACCUUCUGGUCCCAGCUGUUCAGUUCUUCUCAGCUAGAUGGUUAGGUUGUGUUUCUUUCAAAUACAUGUUGUAGUAUGGUUAAAUGUUGAGGUGGUUGACUGACUGGUGGCUGACUUUCUGGUUGACUGUUGAGGCUGCCGCUCUCUUACUGUAAUGACGAUGAGCUGUCAAUGAAACAUGUACGUAUGAAAUCACCUUUACAUGUUAAAACAUGUCCUCUGGUUGUCCUGACCAUGGCUGACGUUCAGUAGGCUAGGAUGCAUUUCAGUUAACAUGGCCACAUUUAUCAAAUCUCUUAUUCUCUCCUUCGCCCCUCUCACUGUUCAUCCCACCAUCCUUAUCUUCAAAGCCUGUUGGACAAUUCAAACCCAAGAGCAACAGCAACAUGGACAAACCAACAAUAAUGUACAAAAAAAAGAGAAUUUGAAGUAUAGUAUUAGAUUAAUUUUGUAUUGUAUUUAUUGUGUAUAAUGACACUUUUAAAUAAAUAAAUAAAACUGUAAAUUAAAUCUUUA
This is a messenger RNA of Salvelinus namaycush (lake trout), 7127 nucleotides long. Its product is annotated as BRD4-interacting chromatin-remodeling complex-associated protein-like. NCBI's taxonomy places the organism in Eukaryota, Metazoa, Chordata, Actinopteri, Salmoniformes, Salmonidae. The coding region runs from base 70 to 6024 and encodes 1984 amino acids. Gene Ontology annotation, cellular component: SWI/SNF complex; membrane. The record is from RefSeq and is a predicted model, not a curated record. The transcript has 16 exons. Gene Ontology annotation, biological process: positive regulation of DNA-templated transcription; cell communication.